Trichophyton benhamiae CBS 112371 is the source of this 990-nucleotide messenger RNA. RefSeq lists its product as uncharacterized. NCBI's taxonomy places the organism in Eukaryota, Fungi, Ascomycota, Eurotiomycetes, Onygenales, Arthrodermataceae. The record is from RefSeq and is a predicted model, not a curated record. The transcript is spliced from 3 exons. Bases 1 to 990 code for a protein of 329 amino acids.
AUGGACUUGAACCCCAAAUACGACGGCUAUGACUUCCCCUUCCAGUCCGCCACUCCGCAGAAUGGCCACCCCGGACACUUGACCGAUCAAGAGAUAGCUGCAGUCCACCAGCUACGGAUGCUGCUGGAGGCUGAGGGAUAUACAGAACGUCUUGACACCUUAACAUUGCUCGGAGAGGGCGUUCCACUAACCGCCUACAGGUUUGUCGACUGUGAAAAGUGGCGGAAAGAAAUCAAGCUCGAUGAGCUCGUCCCUGUCUGGGACUAUCCCGAGAAACCCGAGGUUUCCAAGUAUUAUAAGCAAUUCUACCAUAAAACGGAUAAGGAUGGUCGCCCUAUCUAUAUCGAGACACUCGGUGGCAUUGACCUAACAGCCAUGUACAAGAUUACCACCGCCGAGCGUAUGCUUACCAACCUUGCCGUUGAGUACGAACGUGUGUCUGAUCCUCGCCUCCCUGCUUGCUCCCGAAAGGCUGGCUCCCUCGUGGAAACUAGUUGUAGCAUCAUGGAUCUCAAGGGCGUUACUCUCACAAAGGUGCCUUCGGUGUAUUCCUACGUCCGCCAGGUUUCUGUAGUCUCUCAAAACUACUAUCCUGAACGGCUAGGGAAAUUGUACUUGAUCAAUGCACCGUGGGGCUUCUCUACUGUCUGGAGUGUUGUCAAGGGCUGGCUUGAUCCUGUUACUGUUGGAAAGAUUCACAUUUUGGGUUCUGGAUACAAGGCGGAAUUGCUUAAGCAGGUUCCUGCAGAGAACCUACCAAAGGAAUUCGGCGGCUCCUGUGAAUGCGAAGGCGGUUGCAUGAACUCCGAUGCAGGCCCCUGGCAUGACCCACAAUGGGUUAGACCACCAAAAUGGCAAAAGAAGCAAGAGGGAAAUAAGACAGAAACAAAGGAGAAUGAGACUGCAGCGGCUAUUACUUCCGAGAAAAAGGAUACUUCCGAGACAGCUGGCACCGAACCCACUGCGGCAGCUCCUGUUGCCGGGGCUUAG